Cucurbita maxima (winter squash) is the source of this 1982-nucleotide messenger RNA. RefSeq names its product IQ domain-containing protein IQM1-like. The record is from RefSeq and is a predicted model, not a curated record. The transcript has 6 exons. Lineage: Eukaryota; Viridiplantae; Streptophyta; Magnoliopsida; Cucurbitales; Cucurbitaceae. The coding region runs from base 224 to 1846 and encodes 540 amino acids.
GAAUCAAACAAAAUCAAACUCGUGGUUUUGAUUUUACCUUCCCUGUUUUUGACACGCCAUUCAGUUUUUCAAAGCUUCAGUUCUUGCUCUGUGUUUCGUGCACUAUAAAAACAGAGCUCAAGAACCCAAUUCGAUUCAUAAUUCCAUCUUGUUCCCUAAUAACCUUCAAGAAAAAAUCUACCCUGUUUCGAUUUUGAUCGAUUAAGCUUCUGGGUUUUGAUUCAUGGGGUUAUCCCUGUCACUCCUCAUGUCAUCCUGGAAAGGAAUUAUAGAUCAGGGGCUGGUAAUCCUCUGCAAAGCUCAGAGUUUCUCUUAUGGAGAAAGAUCCUUGGCUUUGAAAUCUAACAGCUUUAAAAUUACGGAUCAAGAACCCAUCACAAACAGAGCAACGAGAAGCAAGCCCAACAGUCUGAAAGGGAAUAAACCAGAGAGAGUGAUUCUUGAAACGAAUCUUUCCUUUAAAUCGCUGGUUGAGGACGGGGGAUUCACUUUCUCUGUUUCCUCCGGGAAAAAUGGCGGAUUGCAGGGGGUAAAGGCGGCGACGACUCCCGUAGUUCCUCUGCCGGAGCCGGCGAUUAUGUACUCUCCCAGACCGGUGAGCGAGCUGGAUGCGGCAGCAGUGAAGCUGCAGAAGGUUUACAAAAGUUACAGAACAAGAAGAAACCUUGCGGAUUGUGCGGUGGUUGUGGAAGAAUUAUGGUGGAAGGCGAUUGAUUUUGCCAAUUUGGAACGAAGCUCUGUUUCGUUUUAUAACAUUGAGAAGCCGGAAACCGCCGUCUCGCGGUGGGCUAGAGCCAGAACCAGAGCAGCCAAGGUAGGGAAGGGUUUGAGCAAGGACGAAAAGGCUCAAAAACUUGCUCUUCAGCACUGGCUUGAAGCUAUUGAUACCCGUCAUCGCUAUGGCCACAAUCUACACUUAUACUACGACGUAUGGUUCGUGAGCGAGAGCAAUCAGCCCUUCUUUUAUUGGCUGGAUAUCGGAGACGGCAAGGAAUUAAGCGUCGAGAAGUGCCCAAGAACGACUCUGCAAAAGCAAUGCAUCAAAUAUUUAGGCCCAAAAGAAAGAGAAGCCUAUGAAGUAGUGGUGGAAAAUGGGAGACUGGUUUACAAGCAGAGUGGAUCCAUAGUGGAAACUCAAGAAGGUUCGAAGUGGAUAUUUGUUUUGAGCACUACAAGAUCUCUAUACGUUGGCCAAAAGAAGAAAGGGUUAUUUCAGCAUUCUAGUUUCCUCUCCGGCGCCGCCACCACCGCCGCCGGAAGAUUAGUGGCACACGACGGCGUCAUUCAGGCGAUUUGGCCGUACAGUGGUCAUUAUCAUCCCACAGAAGCUAAUUUCCAAGAAUUCCUCAGUUUCCUUAAAGAAAACGACGUGAAUCUUACCGACGUUAAGAUGUGUGCGAUUGACGAUGACAGUCAAUACAAGGCCAUCGAUGAACAACAGAAGCCGCAAUCACGCGAGGGUUCCUUCAAAUCUACGCCAUUGGAUGAAGCCAAAACAUCACUUGCCGUUGAUUCAGUAGAGAUGGAAGCCGUCGUGCCGCCGGUGGCGGAAAAGACGGAUGAAGCGACGGCGGUGGCGGCGAAAUCACUCAAUCUGUCGAAACGGUUGUCGUGUAAAUGGUCGACAGGAGCUGGCCCUAGGAUUGGGUGCGUCCGGGACUACCCAGCCGAGCUACAAACGAGAGCACUGGAACAUGUGAACUUGUCGCCUCGAGUGGGCUCUGGGCCGUUGGUUAAUUAUGGGCCCAUUCCAUCUCCACGUCCAAGCCCAAAAAUUAGGCUCUCACCAAGGCUGACUUUUAUGGGCCACCCAAGCCCAAGAACUCCAAUCUCUGCAGCAAGUUAAGCCCAAAAUUGGGGUUGGUUAUAGUUUUGCUAGCUCGGCCCAACAAUAGGUGGGAGUGGUCAACCCAAUUUUUUGAUUCCUUGGUUUUUCUUUUUUACUUAAUUUUUUUUAAUUUAUAUUCUUCAAUUUUUCUCGU